Molecule: messenger RNA, 2502 nt
Organism: Talaromyces rugulosus
Lineage: Eukaryota; Fungi; Ascomycota; Eurotiomycetes; Eurotiales; Trichocomaceae
Exons: 4
Coding region: 1-2502 (833 amino acids)
Biological process (GO): transmembrane transport
Cellular component (GO): membrane
Molecular function (GO): secondary active sulfate transmembrane transporter activity
Source: RefSeq, a predicted model, not a curated record
AUGCCUGGAGAAAUAGCCACCAAAGUUGGCCAUACACUGGCCAAAGUCCUCGGCAUCAAGCUGCAAUAUCGCGACCCCCUUGGUACAUCGGAUCAUCUCUCUCGCGGAGAAUCGAUUUUUUCCUCUGGCACUGCCGAUACCUACGUUGAGCCGGAGCCCACCAGCGCCGAAUGGCUCUAUGAGCACGUUCCGAGCAGGCACGAUGUUGUCGAUUACUUGAUCAGUCUCUUUCCCUUUCUCAGCUGGAUCGGCCGCUACAACCUCCAGUGGUUUAUUGGUGACCUGGUUGCCGGCAUCACUGUUGGCGCCGUCGUCGUUCCCCAGGGCAUGGCCUACGCCAAGCUGGCUGACCUCCCCGUGGAGUACGGCUUGUAUGCCUCGUUUAUGGGCGUCUUGAUCUACUGGUUUUUUGCCACGUCAAAGGAUAUCACCAUCGGGCCCGUGGCUGUCAUGUCUACACUGACCGGAAACAUUAUCAUCGAGGUGCAGGGUAGUCAUCCGGAGUUCUCAAAGCCAGAAAUUGCACAGGCAUUGUCCAUCAUCGCUGGUGCCAUUGUCACUUUCAUCGGUCUCAUUCGAUGGGGGUUCAUCGUCGAUUUCAUUCCCUUGACGGCCAUUUCCGCUUUCAUGACCGGCUCUGCCAUCAACAUUGCGAGUGGUCAGGUCAAGUCCUUGCUGGGCGAGUCGGCCGACUUUAGCACCCGAGGCGCUACCUACGAGAUCAUCAUAAACACGCUGAAACACCUCCCUUCUGCCAAGGUGGACGCGGCCAUGGGCCUAACCGCCCUUUUCAUGCUGUAUGGCAUUCGAUCCGCAUGCAACUAUGGCGCGAGAAGAAACCCGCAGAAGGCCAAGCUGUUUUUCUUUCUAUCGACCCUGCGCACUGUUUUUGUCAUUCUCUUUUACACCAUGAUUAGCGCUGCUGUCAACCUACAUCGCCGUGAUGACCCUGCGUUCAAGGUGCUGGGUCAUGUGCCUAGAGGUUUCCAGCAUGCCGGUGUCCCAACGCUCACGAAGCCACUCAUCGCUUCCUUUGCCACGAAUUUGCCUUCGGCAGUCAUUGUUCUCUUGAUCGAGCACAUUGCCAUCUCCAAAUCGUUUGGCCGCGUGAACAACUACGUGAUCAAUCCGUCUCAGGAAAUGGUUGCUAUUGGCGUCACGAAUCUGCUCGGCCCUUUUGUUGGUGGAUACCCUGCUACUGGUUCUUUCUCUCGCACAGCCAUCAAAUCCAAGGCUGGUGUGCGAACGCCUCUUGCCGGUCUUAUCACUGCCAUUGUCGUCCUGCUUGCCAUCUACGCCCUGCCCGCUGUCUUCUUCUACAUCCCGAGUUCCUCUCUGUCUGGUGUCAUCAUUCACGCCGUCGGUGACUUGAUCACCCCUCCCAAUACCGUCUAUCAAUUUUGGCUAGUGUCGCCCUUUGACGUCAUCAUUUUCUUUGCUGGCGUCUUGGUCACCGUUUUCUCCUCGAUUGAGAACGGAGUCUACACUACCAUCUGUGUCUCGGCGGCCUUGCUCCUCUGGCGUAUCGUCAAGGCGCGCGGCGAUUUCCUGGGCAAGGUCCGGGUGCAUUCUGUGCUCGGCGACCACUUGUUGGAUAGCAACGGCAAAUACGGGCCAGUCGGACAGCUACCAGCCCAGGCUUCGCUUGGCAGCAACGAUCCCGACAAUACCUUCCGCAAUGUCUAUCUACCUGUGCGCCGCCAGGAUGGCUCUAACCCGCAGAUCUCGGUCGAGCACCCUUAUCCUGGUGUGUUCAUCUAUCGCUUCUCCGAAGGCUUCGUGUACCCCAACGCGAAUCACGAAACCGACUACCUAGUGUCCAGCAUCUUCAAGGAGACCCGCCGCACCAACCUCGAGUCUUACCCAACCUUGGGUGAUCGACCAUGGAACAAUCCCGGUCCUCGACGAGGGCAUGUGGAAGAAGAUCGCUCCCAACUGCCCUGCCUCCGCGCCGUUGUCCUGGACUUUUCUUCGGUCAACAACGUGGACGUCACCUCGGUACAGAAUCUGAUCGAUAUACGCAACCAACUGGACCACUAUGCCUCGCCCGAUCCCGUUCAGUGGCACUUUGCCUAUGUCAAUAACCGAUGGACCAAACGAGCCCUUGCAUCUGCGGGCUUCGGCUAUCCGUCGGUCGGAUCAGAAGAAUCCUCUGUCAAGCGAUGGAAGCCGAUUUUCAGUGUCGCCGAGCUUGGCGGUAUUGACUCGGCCGCUGCGGUGGCUGAGCGCGAGCGCCUAGAGAAGCUCAAGACAAUUGACCCCGAACACGGCGAGCCUACACAGACUGAGCAAGAGCAGAAUCACCCUGAAAACAGCAGCAACGACAGCAUCAACUACCAGAGCCAACUCAAGACCAGCACAGCGUACGAAAACGGCCGCAAAAUCGCGCUUGUCUCUGGAAUCAACCUGCCGCUUUUCCAUGUCGAUAUCACCAGUGCGUUGCAAAGUGCGAUUGCCAACGCGAAGCAAUACGAAACUCACCAGAAGCUCGUUGAUGCUUGA